AUGGAACGCACCACCACCACCAUUCCCACCCCACCGGCUUCCUCCACCGUCACCUCCGCCUCCUCCCCUUCCCUCCAAGCUCCUCCUCCUGCUUUCCAACACCUUGAAAUCAACCUCAUCUCCGCUCAAGAUCUCUCCCUCUCCGCCAAAUCCAUGAAAACCUACGCCAUGGCUUAUCUCCACCCUAAUCGCAAGCUCUCCACUCUCGUCGACACCAAAGGCAACACCAAUCCUACCUGGAACGAAAAACUCAUGUUCAAAAUCGACGAUCAAUUUCUCUUCUCUGAAUCAUCCUCCCUUACCAUUGAGAUCUACAAUGUUUCCUGGUUUCGCGACGUUCUUGUCGGCAGCGUUAAUGUUCUGAUUGACGAUCUAAUCACGCCGGAGCACAAGCACUACCGUGCCGGAAGUCGUUUCGUCACGCUUCAGAUCCGCCGUCCAUCUGGUACUCCACAAGGGAUUAUGAAUAUGGGCUAUACCCUAGGCAACGCAAACGAACAAGGAGUUCCACUGUACAGCGAGUUUUCCGGCGAUAAAAAACCAGAAAACGAAGCCGCCAUCGACUUGGAAGACGGAAAGCUUCAUGUUCACGAGAAGAUUCAUUUAUGGCGUUCACGAAGCGUGGAUGAAAUUGAUGAUGAAGAUGAUUAUCCUGGAUCUGUAUACAACGGAUCGAUGGUGAACGGAUCUGAGAUCUGCUCCGACGUUGGACCAUCGGCUUCGAUUGUAGCGGCGGAGAUAGCACAGAAGUCGCAACCGCCGCCGUCUCCACGACCACCACUGAUUGCACGAAGACCUGUGAUGAGAAAUGCAGAAGAUGGUGGGAGUUCGAUUUUGGGUGAACUGACAAUGGAAGAAGCAUUAGCAAAAGGAUGGCUGGUGGAUUUUCCGGCGCAUAACAGAGUAGCACGUCGUCGGAACCACCCACGGCGGCACUCAGACGGCGGAGGGUUGUUUUCAUGUUUUGCAUUAGGGAUUGAAUUCCAUAUCGUAUGUGGAAGUGCAAACAAGCAGAGUAGUAGUAAUGCCAAAAGGAAUAGGGCCCGAAAUAGGAAAGGAUCUGGAUAA
This is a messenger RNA of Cynara cardunculus var. scolymus (artichoke), 1068 nucleotides long. RefSeq lists its product as uncharacterized. The coding region runs from base 1 to 1068 and encodes 355 amino acids. Lineage: Eukaryota; Viridiplantae; Streptophyta; Magnoliopsida; Asterales; Asteraceae. The record is from RefSeq and is a predicted model, not a curated record. The transcript has a single exon. Gene Ontology annotation, biological process: defense response.